AUGGUUUCUAUUGCAUUAAAAAAUUUAUUGAAAACAUGCAUUCGUACAUUAUGGAAAUUGAUUCAAUUAUUAUUAUUUAUUAUUAUUGUACCACCAUUGAUUAAUUAUGCAUCAUUAAAACGUGAAGCACCUUUACUUGGACAACACGGUUUACCAUAUGAUAUUGGCUAUGGGCAAAAAUUGUUUUUACGUUGUCGAGGACACGGUAUACCAACAGUUAUUUUUGAUGCUCCGACUGGUAUGAAUUCGGAUAUUUGGCUUCCUCUUCAAGAAAGUCUUAAGAAGACAACAACAGUUUGUAUCUAUGAUCGAGCUGGAUUAGGAAUGAGUGAUCCGCCAUUAAGUUUGACACUUAAACAAAAAUCAAAUGAAAAAGAAAAUAAACCAACAAAACAUCGUGGUAUGGAUUUCACUGUAGAAAAAAUGUCUGAAGAUCUGAAUCGUCUUGUAACUGCAACAAGUCAACAACCAAAACCAUUUAUUUUAGUUGGUGCUGAUCUUGGUGCUAUUGUAACUCGCUUUUAUGCUCAAAUGUAUGAAUUUGAUGUUAGUCAUUUAUUUUUAGUUGAUCCAUUAGUUGAAACUUUAUUAGAUAAUGAACAAUGGAAAGAUUAUUGGUAUAAUAAAAUAAUUCCUCGCCUUCAUGCUAUGCAACUAUCAGCAGCCAUUGGUGUCAAUCGAAUUCUUGUUUUAACACAUAUGAUUAAUACCCCAUUGGUUACAAAAAUAUCUGAUAAUGUAGAUGAUAACAACCUAAAUAUUAAUCAUCGUCAAAAACAUUUACUUUGCAAUGCAGCUCAUAUUAGUUCAGCUAUUCGAGAACAUUUUUAUAUGAAUGAAACAUUUUCACAAAUGAAAUUAGCAUGGCGAAUGAAAGCUUUUCCUUCGAAUGUAUCUGUAACAAUUGUUAAUCGUCGUCAGUAUGAUAAAAGCCUGUCAAAAGAUUUAAAUAAAAUAUGGGAUGAAUCACAAGAAUAUCUACGUAUGCAACUAUUUCGUAAUCGUAUUCAACAUCGAUUUAUUGAUUCUACGGAUAAAUAUUUUAUCUUUAACAAACCAGAUCUAUUAGAAUCAUUAAUUAAAGAUUCAAUAAGUCAAUGGCGAGAACAAAAAGGACUUGCAUAA
This is a messenger RNA of Rotaria sp. Silwood1, 1125 nucleotides long. The record is from the annotation of a GenBank genome assembly. Lineage: Eukaryota; Metazoa; Rotifera; Eurotatoria; Philodinida; Philodinidae.